AUGGCUGCCGGACAAAACAGAACAACUGUGCCGGCGAAUCUAAAGAAACAGCUCGCAGUUUCAGUUCGACGCAUUCAGUGGAGUUAUGCAAUCUUUUGGUCUGUCUCUGCUUCUCAGUCUGGAGUACUAGAAUGGGGAGAUGGAUAUUAUAAUGGAGAUAUCAAAACGAGAAAGACGAUUCAAUCGUCGGAGAUCAAAACUGAUCAGCUUGGUUUAAGGAGGAGCGAGCAGCUUAGAGAGCUUUACGAGUCCCUCUCCGUCGCUGAAUCUUCUUCCUCCGGAUCUCAGGUCACUAGACGAGCUUCCGCCGCCGCACUUUCCCCGGAAGAUCUCGCCGACACAGAGUGGUACUACUUGGUCUGUAUGUCUUUCGUCUUCAACAUUGGUGAAGGAAUGCCUGGACGAACGUUUGUGAAUGGUGAACCGAUUUGGCUAUGCAACGCUCAUACCGCGGAUAGUAAAGUCUUUAGCCGCUCUCUUCUGGCAAAAAGUGCUUCGAUUGAGACAGUGAUUUGCUUCCCGUUUCUAGGAGGAGUCCUUGAGAUCGGUACCACAGAACAUGUGUCAGAGGACAUGAAUGUAAUACAAUGCGUGAAGACAUCAUUCCUUGAAGCUCCUGAUCCUUACGCUACAAUAUUACAAACAAGAUCCGAUUAUCACAUCGACAACGUUCUUGAUCAGCAACAGAUUCUAGGCGACGAGAUUUAUGCUCCCAUGUUUGCAACGGAGCCAUUUCCCACGACUUCUCCGCGCAGAACUUUCGAUCCGGAACACGAACAAGAUCAUGAUUCGUUCAUGGCAGAAGGAAUCAAUGGGGGAGCAUCUCAGGUCCAAAGCUGGCAGCUCAUGGAUGAAGAGCUCAGUAACUGCGUUCACCAGUCACUGAAUUCCAGCGAUUGCGUCUCUCGAACGUUUGUUGAAGCAGCGUCUGGACGGGUUUCUUGCAGCGCAAGAAAAGGUAGGGCUCAACGGCUAGGGCAAAUUCAAGAGAAACAGAGAAAUGUGAAGAUGUUGUCUUUUGAUCCAAGAAACGACGACGUUCAUUACCAAAGUGUGAUUUCCACGAUUUUUAAGACAAACCAUCAGCUAAUCCUCGGACCGCAAUUUCGAAACUGUGAUAAACGGUCGAGCUUCACGAGGUGGAACAAAUCAUCAUCAUCAUCUUCGUCAGGAACUACCUCGGUCGCACCAGUGUCACAAGGAAUGUUAAAGAAGAUUCUUUUCGAGGUUCCACGAGUGCACCAGAAAGAGACGUUAUUAUUAAAUUCUCCAGAGAUCGGGGAUGAAACCGCAAACCACGCGGUGUUAGAAAAGAAACGACGUGAGAAAUUGAACGAACGAUUCUUGAUCUUGAGAUCAAUCAUUCCUUCAAUCAAUAAGAUCGAUAAAGUAUCGAUUCUUGAUGAUACGAUUGAGUAUCUUCAAGAACUCGAAAGGCGAGUUGAAGAACUAGAAUCAACCGACACAGAAAACCGUGGGACAAUGACGAUGAAGAGGAAGAAGUCGCACGAUGCAGGGGAAAGAACAUCAGCUAAUUGCACAAACAGUGAAACUGGAAACGGCAAGAGAGUUCAGAUUGGAGAAGCCAAACCAGCAGAAACCGAUAAUACCGGUCUAACCGAUAAUUUAAGGAUCAGUCCGUUUGGUAAUGAGGUGGUUAUUGAGCUUAGAUGUGCUUGGAGAGAAGGAGUAUUGCUGGAGAUAAUGGAUGUGAUUAGUGAUCUCAACUUGGAUUCUCAUUCGGUACAAUCCUCGACAGGAGAUGGUUUACUCUGGUUAACAAUCAAUUGCAAGCACAAGGGUUCAAAAAUAGCGACACCAGGAAUGAUCAAAGAGGCACUUCAAAAGGUUGCAUGGAUCUGUUGA
Molecule: messenger RNA, 1866 nt
Organism: Microthlaspi erraticum
Lineage: Eukaryota; Viridiplantae; Streptophyta; Magnoliopsida; Brassicales; Brassicaceae
Source: the annotation of a GenBank genome assembly